Messenger RNA from Cheilinus undulatus (humphead wrasse), 1425 nucleotides. It is a transcript of the gene pdyn, whose product is annotated as prodynorphin. The record is from RefSeq and is a predicted model, not a curated record. The coding region runs from base 552 to 1235 and encodes 227 amino acids. NCBI's taxonomy places the organism in Eukaryota, Metazoa, Chordata, Actinopteri, Labriformes, Labridae. Gene Ontology annotation, cellular component: plasma membrane; dendrite; neuronal cell body. The transcript has 4 exons. Gene Ontology annotation, molecular function: opioid receptor binding. Gene Ontology annotation, biological process: neuropeptide signaling pathway; chemical synaptic transmission; sensory perception.
CAACCAGCCUCACACACCUAGCAGUGACUGAUCCACGCUCAGUAAUAGGUAGGUGUGAUCAUCCUCGCAGCAUGUGUGGGUGCAAAACGCUGGAAUCUUGAUCCCAACUUUAGCUGGAGUUCUCCUGCAGCCUCCUGGUAAAAUGUCUGCACGAAGGCCGGGUGAACACAGCAGGAAACAUCCGGUAGUCUAGUGAUGUACAACCUGGCGUUUGAUCCAGAACUCUCGAGACGUAAUGAUGAUGAAGAUGAUGAUGAUGGGACGAACCGCUGCGCUGCUGCUGCUCCUAUACCUUCUGUGUGGGCGUUGAUGAAACUCCUGAAGCUCGGAGGAGGUGCUGGUUGGAUUAUUUACGCACAGUGGAUCCCUCUCAUUGGUCCCUGUCAGGAGCUGCUCGGUGACACAACAGAUAUAAAGAAAGAGACGAGCUUCAGAGAGGAACAGAAGAGUUGGAGGGCGGACAGUGAGCGAUCAGUGGAUGGUGGAUGAGCUUCUGAGAGACUUAACACGGCUGGAACUAUCUGUCCAACUCCUGAGGGAUCUGUUAAAGAAUGGAGUGGUAUUUCCUGGUGCUGAUGCUGAGCUUGCCGCCCUCCAUCCACGCAGAUUGCUCUUCACAGUGUCAGAAAUGCGCGCAACAGAUCCUCAGCUCCGACGACGCGUUCAGCAGCCUGUCGUGCAGCACGGAGUGUGAGGGGCAACUGGAGGGUUGCGGCCCGGCCCCGGCCCUCGCAGACUUCAGCCAGGACGAGGCUGCAGCGGAGGAGGAGAGCCAGCAGGCAGACCUGGUCAAACGCUAUGGAGGCUUCAUCAAGAGGAUCGACAAGAACAAGAACAAAAUCUUCAACUCUCCAUGGCGUGAAAACUACAUCCUGAAGGCGGGAGCGCUGCCCAAGAAAUAUGAGGACUUGUUGAAGAGGCUGGAGGAGAGAGACGCCCUUGAGGACGCGGAUGACGCUCCAGAGGACCAGAUGCUGCAUAAUUACGUGAAACGUUACGGCGGCUUUUUGCGUAAAUUCGGCCCAAAGACAAAGAGGAGUAGCUCCGCGGAGCAGGAGAGCCAGGAGCACGAGGAGCUACAGAAGCGCUACGGAGGCUUCAUGCGGAGGGUCCGGCCCAAGCUGAACAACCUGAAGUGGGACAAGAGGUACGGGGGCUUUCUGCGCCGACACUUCAAAAUCUCAGUGCGCUCAGUGGAGGAGCCGUAUUACUCCUACGAUGAUCUGAGCCUAUAGACGAACCUGCAGGAGGAGAAACUAACUAACAAAGAACUGAUGCAGGUUCACUUCCAAUGCCACCAUUUCUCCACAAAAUCUCAUCCGCCUGAUUCCUGCGUAUAUCGGCUGCCUUCUGUGUAACAACCUCCAUCUGUGUGUUGUUGGCAUCUCCGUCUGUCACUCAAUAAAGGAUGCUUGUUUAAUAAAA